Molecule: messenger RNA, 813 nt
Organism: Anopheles marshallii
Lineage: Eukaryota; Metazoa; Arthropoda; Insecta; Diptera; Culicidae
Product: metaxin-2
Exons: 3
Coding region: 1-813 (270 amino acids)
Biological process (GO): mitochondrion organization
Cellular component (GO): SAM complex
Source: RefSeq, a predicted model, not a curated record
AUGGCAUCGACAAUAGAAAGCUUUUACAAUAGAACGACGACUGCCGACAUGAAGGAUUGGCCACGCAAUGCCGUUUUGUACCAGCCGUACGAGGAGGAACAGAUACUGCUGGCGGAAAAUGCUAGCUGUCUGGCGGUACGAACCUAUCUAAAAAUGCUUAACCUUCCCGUGGCAGUGGAGCAACGGGCGAAUGCGGAAUUCAUCUCGCCCGGUGGCCGGCGAACGAAGCUGCCCGUGCUACGGGUAGAAAACUUCAUAUACGCCGAGUUUGAUCACAUCGUCACGUUCGUGGAGCAAAAUUUUAACAAAUCACUCAGUGCAGACCUUUCAUCGGAAGAUAAAGAUUUGGUGCGUUCACUCAUCUGCCUGGCGGAGCACAUGUUUACCAAUGCCGAGCAGUACAUCAGCUGGGUGGAUGCGGAUGUGCGCGACGCAGUGACGAAGCAACGCAAUGGAUGUGUGUUUCCGUUUCCGCUUAAUUAUGUGCAGAACUGGCGCAAGGAAAGUGCCGUAAAGCAACAGCUUCGGAUGGCAGAUUACCUAAACGUAAACUUGGACAGGGUCGUAGCGGAUGUGGAUCACCUGUGUCAGGAUUUGAGCAACCGGUUGGGCGAUAAUAUGUAUUUCUUCGGUGAAAAGCCAACGGAAUUGGAUGCGCUCGUGUUUGGUCAUCUGUACAGUAUUUUUACCAUGAAGCUGCCUAACAACGUGCUUGCCGAAACAAUCAACAAGCACAGCAAUUUGAAAAAUUUGUGCUUCCACAUCGACGUGGAUUACUUUACGGCGAAGGAAAAGGGCAAAUUAAUGAAAUAA